CUUUACAAAUCCAAAUGAGUGGUCCUAUCCGCUGUUUUUAAUUGGGUAGUUUGUUGUCCUCGUACGUUUAAUCGGUAUACAAAAGUUAAGACUGAUCCCUUUUUCAGUAGAAAGACAUCGGCUUGAAUAUAACCUCAAAUGUCUGCUAUUCAACUUUAUCAAAAAUAACUUAUAUGGACCAAAGAGGUGAUUUUUUAAGAAAUGAAGAUGUUGGAGUUAAAUAAAAUUUCUGCUGAUAUCCAGAAUUCUGAAGGUUUGCAUUCAGACUUGAUGACCUGUGGAAUAUGCCCUAAACGGUUUCCAGAUGUACUGACAUUCCUACUACACAAGGCUCAACAUGUCAGUACGUUUGGAACAUACCAGUGUGAACUGUGUGGGAAGCCAUAUAUGUCUCAUACAGUGCUGCUCUAUCAUUAUAGAGCAACACAUAAGCUUCAACUUCUUCUCCCUAGUGAUACUGCUAAUGCAGAUAAAAAAAUGGCUGCCCAGCAGGUAGUACAAACUACUGCACAUACCAACAACACUGUUCAUCAGGGUGGUAUGCAAGCCAGCAAAAACUUUGAUUUUCAUUUUAUUCUUGCUACAGAAACAGUAAAAGGGAACUUAUUUGACUAUGGGAGGACUAUCUUUAAGUGCAUCUACUGCACCCAGAAAUGCUUUUCCAAGGAUGGGCUGAUAAGUCACAUGUGGUCAAAGCAUGCUGUUGUUGAUUUCCUGCAGAAUGUCGAUGUCGCACUUUGUGGUGGAGAGAGGUUGUUAAGUAUCUCUGAAUUUGAGUCAUGCACAAAACUAGAAACUGUACUGGCAGAAUCUAGAUCCAGAAAAAGAAAGGCAUUGCUGAGGUCUGCUCGAGGAAAGAAGUUUUUCUGUUUGGCCUGUGGUAAAGUUUUCUCCAACAGGCAGGCUUUGCAACUGCACAUGGACACUCAUGAAUUAGAAAGAACUUUCCUUUGUGACACCUGUUCAACAGCUUUUAAAUCUCCGACUCAUCUUCUGACUCAUCGUAGAAUGCAUCAUACAAAGGGAUACAAAUGUCAUCAAUGUGGUUUUCAGUCAGAUAUCAAUGCAGUGGUGCAUCUCCACCGACAGCAGCACAAAGAUGGCAGUGUGCUCUGUGCUGUUUGUGGUACUGCGUACUCUGAUCGCUCUACUGUCAACAAGCACAUGCGUGUGCAUGCUGUAGAAAGACCCUAUGGCUGCAGCUAUGAAGGAUGCUCAUGGAGAUUUAAGACUGAGAUGAUGCUGAAGGCUCACAUCCGUGCCCAUGCCACUAGGGGGAGGUUUGAAUGUUCCACAUGUGGCUACCUUUUUCGCCAUAAGCACCACCUUCAACGUCAUGAGGCCAGAAUGCACAAAGACUUAUCACUUGGGAGUACGCAGUGUAUUCAUUUACAAGAGUCACAGGAGCAGUCUCAACCUCCAAGUGUCUGCAAUUCACGCGGUAAGUCUACGGACCUGGAAAUGGAGAAAUAGACUGCUGCCUUGACUUCAGCCCAGCAAGAUGUGCAAGACAUAGACUUCCAUGCUGAUAAAAUGCAGAAACUGAUAUAAUUUCUACCACUAAGGUUUCUUUUAUAAGACAAAGCCCCACAAUUGGCUUAUUUUACUCUAGCAACAAUGUAGAACUGAAGUGCUAUUGAGAUUAUAUUUAUUUAUUUAUUGUGCAGAACCUAGACAUAGGUAAUAUAAGUUGAAUAGAUGUGCAAUGGCUGAUAGCAUACUGCCUGAAAGUAAAUCGGAAAACAUGCAAUGACGUGAACAACCUUGGCUGCAAAAUGUAAUUUUGUCAUAACAUUUGCAUAUUUAAUUUCCAUUUUGUUGUUUUUGUUUAAAAAUAAUACAAUAGAUUCAGCACACUGUACAAAUGGUUUACAUGAACGCAACAGAGCUUUGCACAUUUUCUGCUUUAAAGCUGUAUUUUGGUGACUGUAAAUGUGCGUCAGCAAUUUUCAUAUACAAGGCUGGUCCAGUGUUUGUGAGCACACAUCUCUUAUAGUAAACAUUUUAAUACAUCACUUUUACAAGGGAAUAAAAAAUAAUGAAAACAAAAUUUAUAUAUCCAUAUGGUAUGUUGUAUAUUGUAUGUGGUUCCUUUUACAUUGUCUGGACAUUACCAUCUUGAAAAUAUGGCCUCUCCUUGCAUGACAGUGAUAUUACUUGCAAUCAGAACUGUAGUGCUCUCUUUAGACAUACUUUAAAACACUGUAGUGCUAUAAUCACGUACAUUGCCAUUAAUAAGGUACUGGCAGUUCAUUUGAUAUUAAAAAAUAAACACAAACUUCUUGAUGAGGAGUGUUUAUGAAUUUUAAACUUGGGCACUAUGUUCCCACCUGGACUAAACAAACUUUUUUAACUUGUCUAUACAAGUUUCAGUACUUUUAUAAAAAAAAAAAAAAAAAAAAAAAGUUAAUGAAAUUGAAUAGAUGGUAUCAAUUGUGUGUAAUAUUGUGCCUUUUUUCAUUUUUAAUCUUUAUGAAAUUUCAUUUCUGAUUGUCAAUCAAUUUGAGUGUAUUGUAUCACUUUAAAAAUUUUCUUUUCAUUGUAAUGAUGUGAUGCAUGGUCCAUCAACAGCUGGAUGUUUUUUUUUUUUAUUUUAACUGGGAUGCUUAAUGUUUUUUUUUAACCGUACUCAGUCCUUAGAGAUGAAACUGCAAUCUGUGGACCAAACAAAAUGCUGUUUUCUCCAUCCUAAUCGUUUGCUGCUGAUCUUUUCAUAUGGUGUUUUUGUAUUGUAUAGGACUGUGUCAUGUCACUGCAUCAUUUUGAGAGUCUAGAAACAAAUUGUUAAUGCAUUUUAUAAACAAACAAAUAAAUAAAUAAAAUGAA
Molecule: messenger RNA, 2826 nt
Organism: Protopterus annectens (West African lungfish)
Lineage: Eukaryota; Metazoa; Chordata; Ceratodontiformes; Protopteridae
Product: zinc finger protein 585A-like
Exons: 6
Coding region: 202-1473 (423 amino acids)
Biological process (GO): regulation of transcription by RNA polymerase II
Cellular component (GO): nucleus
Molecular function (GO): DNA-binding transcription factor activity, RNA polymerase II-specific; RNA polymerase II transcription regulatory region sequence-specific DNA binding
Source: RefSeq, a predicted model, not a curated record